Molecule: messenger RNA, 2551 nt
Organism: Centruroides sculpturatus (bark scorpion)
Lineage: Eukaryota; Metazoa; Arthropoda; Arachnida; Scorpiones; Buthidae
Gene: Dpit47
Product: tetratricopeptide repeat protein 4-like
Exons: 13
Coding region: 570-1736 (388 amino acids)
Molecular function (GO): Hsp90 protein binding
Source: RefSeq, a predicted model, not a curated record
UGAUCCAUUGCUAUAUUCUUAAUACGUUCAAGUUUAAUAGAGAUAUACAGUAUUUUUUUUUGCUUGAUUAAUAAGAAGUCUAGUUUGAAUCUUUGAGACAAAAAUUUAUAUAUAAUAGCAGGUUGUGUGUUGGUUUGAUAUAGAUAUUAGUUUUUAUAGUUUUCUGACUUAAUACUUUAGAUAUUUAUCCAGGAAGUGUCUGUUUCUAUUGUUUUCCUAUCCGACUAAUGGAUUAUUGGAUCAGUACGGAUUACUGUUGACUUUUUGUAAAAAAAAAAAAAAAAUUUUUAAAUCUGUGGUUUGUUUUUCCAUAUUAUAAGUAUUUCAUCAAUAUGCAUUUUCUAUAAAAGAGUAUUUCAUGUAAAUAGAAGGGGAGCAUCUGUUAAUCGGUGGCUUUGUUACGUAUAUCUUGUCUUUUAUAGUGUAUCCAGUAUAUGCUUAAAUAAAUAAGUAAAUGUAAAUAGAAGAUAUUGUCAGGCUCACUAAUUCGCAUACAAGUAACUCAAAGAGUAGAGCUACCAUUGGACUUUCCAUAGAUAUUCUUAUUUUGCAUAUAAGCUAUAGAAAUAAUGGCCGACAAGAAAUCAGAAAAAAGAAAUCAGCUCAUUCAAAAAUUAAAUGAAGACUUGAAUGAUUACAUUUCUAAUCUUAAGCCAAAGAAAUAUGAAGAAGGUUGGGCAGAGGAUAAAUGGGAAGAAGAAAUGGAAAAGCAUCCGGUAUUUAGGACACAACCGAUAAAAGAAGGAGAAGAAGUUUCACCCCUGAUAGAAGCCUUACAACAAUUAAAAUAUGAUCCAAAUGAAAAUACUCCUGAAGAGUUAGCAAAAAAUUAUAAAGAAGAUGGUAAUGAAAAUUUUCGUUUAAAGAAAUAUCGUUGGGCCAUUGACUGCUAUUCGGAGGGCCUUAAACAAAAUUGUCAAGAUGCCGACCUGCGUGUCCAAUUAUUUACAAACAGAGCAGCAGCACAUUUCCAUUUAGGUAAUUAUCGUUCAUCUCUAAAUGAUGCUAUUGAAGCAAGAACAUUAAAAACAACACAUAUGAAAGCGAUUGUUAGAGGUUCUCUGUGUUUUUUUGAAUUAAAAUUAUAUAAAGAAUGUAUUGAAUGGUGCAGUGAAGGUUUAGCUAUUGAUAAAGAAAAUGAAACAUUGAAGGAACUCAAAAUAAAUGCAAUGAAACUGAAGAAACUUAAAGAACAGGAAAUGAAGCAAAAGUCUUUACAAAAUAAAAAAGAUGAUGAGAGUAAUAGAAAGUUGAAACAAGCUAUAAUGGAAAGAGGGAUUAAAAUUAAACCAAGAAUGCCACAUCUGGAACCGGAAUGGGAUAUUCACGAUCUAGAAACUAGUCAUCCUGCAGCUAAACAAAAUGUACAUUUGGAUAAAGAUAACAAUCUCAUUUGGCCUGUUUAUUUUCUUUAUCCAGAAUUUGCUGAAAUGGAUUUUAUACAAGAGUUUGGUGAAAAUACAAGAUUUUUUGAUCAUCUGAAAGUCAUGUUUGGGUCACCAGAAAAUCGGCCUGAAUGGGAUAAAACAAAUUCUUAUAUUCCAGAAAAACUACAGAUAUACUUUGAAUAUAGUGAGGAAGAUUGUUUAGUGUCUGUUAAUAAAAAUUCUACUUUACAAGAGAUUCUUAGAGAUGAUAGAUAUUGGGUAAAAAAUGGAACACCUGCCUUCAUCAUUAUGGUUCAGAAUUCAGAAUUUGAAAAAGAUUUCAGAGGAAGAUAUAAAAAAGUUUUGUAAUAGAUUUUUACAGUACAUUAUUUAAAAUGCAAUAGCCGUUGUUUCACUUAUCUCAAAUUUUUCUGGCUCAGAAAACUCAUUUUCACUAACUUUAUAUAUGAUAAAUGAAAAAAAAAACAACAGAUAAUUUUUUAAAAAGUUUGGUUUAAUUACUGUAUAAAUGCAUUUUAUAUCAGUUGGCUCUAUCUUCAUAUAUAAAAUCACAUUGAAUGAAAAUUGAUGUAAGGGCUUUAUUUGAAGAUGGAACUGAUGCUACUCCUAAAUCUUUUAUAUAAUAAGUAAAUUGAAUGUUUUUAGUUUUGUAUCAUAAAAUUUUAUUAACAGAAAUUGCAUUAUAUUUUACUAACAACUGAAAUAAUUAACUCGAAAUUUACAGGAAAAUUGAAUGAUUCCAGUUUGCAGUGUUUUGGUUUUAAAUUUAGUUUAAACAAAAUUAUUUAUUAUCUUUACAAAAAUUAAAUCAAAAGUUAAUUAAAUAUAUUAAGACAAAAUUAAAAAUUUUAUGAACUCUUUCAACAUUAAGAGGACCUUCUUUUCUAUAUCCAUUAACAGUUAGGCCAGACCCACAAUUGGAAUGGUUGACUGAUAAGGGACAGACCCAUCAUAUCCUGAAUGAACCACCCCCUGAAAAAUUACCAGAGAGUUACUUUUACGUAUUCUAUGCUGGAUCCCUAACAUCUCGGCCAUCUGUCUGUCAUAUCUUUAAUGUUAAUAUUUGCAGGAAUAUAUUUUAGCAUUAAAAGAUAACGAACUAAAAAAUACUAUUAUCAGCAAAUAUUCACUUUUAUCUAAGAAAACAAGUAAAAUUUGAUGAU